AUGCGCUUCCCUUCCUUCCCAACAUUCAUCCGCGCCUUCCACACGGUCACAAACACAACGAGCGCAUUUAUCCGAUCGAACCCUACCAGCAAUCUCGGUCGCACUAUCUACAACUCACCGCAGCGCGCAGUCAUCUACCGUUCGAUGCCAAAUAUCCCCUUCUUGGGUGCUCUUUUUGGAUCUUCUAGCAGUAUGGCGGACAACACAAACUACCCAGUUCAGAAGCCCGAGGGCGAGUGGCAAGCACAGCUAUCACCUGAGCAAUUCCGCAUCCUCCGAAAGAAGGGUACUGAGAUGCCCGGCUCCAGCACAUACGACAAGCACUAUCCUGACGCCGGCGUCUACACGUGCACCGGAUGCGAUGCGCCUCUGUACAAAGCAAACCACAAGUUCGACUCUGGCUGCGGAUGGCCCGCCUUCUGGGAUGCCGUGCCAGGCGCUGUCGGACAGAAGCCUGACCCUGGUCUUGGCAUGAUGAGGACGGAGAUUGUAUGCAACAACUGUGGAGGUCACUUGGGACAUAUUUUCAAGGGCGAGAGAUUCGGCAACCCAAAGGACGAGAGGCAUUGUGUAAACGGCAUCUCUAUCAACUUCUCCCCUGAGGAUAAGAAAUAA
Molecule: messenger RNA, 615 nt
Organism: Alternaria arborescens
Lineage: Eukaryota; Fungi; Ascomycota; Dothideomycetes; Pleosporales; Pleosporaceae
Exons: 2
Coding region: 1-615 (204 amino acids)
Biological process (GO): response to oxidative stress; protein repair
Molecular function (GO): peptide-methionine (R)-S-oxide reductase activity
Source: RefSeq, a predicted model, not a curated record